Molecule: messenger RNA, 1776 nt
Organism: Heteronotia binoei (common prickly gecko)
Lineage: Eukaryota; Metazoa; Chordata; Lepidosauria; Squamata; Gekkonidae
Gene: GEMIN8
Product: gem nuclear organelle associated protein 8
Exons: 4
Coding region: 236-1051 (271 amino acids)
Biological process (GO): spliceosomal snRNP assembly
Cellular component (GO): SMN complex
Source: RefSeq, a predicted model, not a curated record
AGGUAAGGGAAACGGUUACAACUGAGAAUUGAGCAUGCUCUAUUCAUGCUGGCCUGGGAGUCCUUUUCAGUACUGGAGAUUUUUUUUGUUGUUUUUUUUUAAUAGCACCCUUUUCUCCGACCGUAGACGACUUCUUUUUCUUUUGUCUACGGUUUGUAAGCUACAGCUUAGUGAAAUCUUUCUAAUUACUGCAAAGAGCUUCAGCUACUGCUACGGAGUAUGGUAGGAUUUGAGCAUGCUCAGCAGUAAGAAGCUCGGCUUGGCUCUUACGCUCCGCCCCUUCCCUACAGGAAGGGAAGAAGUUCGGGCGCCGAGGUUCGAGUUGUGCAUCGCGGAGGCUAAUUUGUAUUCAUUGGCAGUGGAGAUUUCCAGGAUAAUGGCAUCCUCAAUGUCUGAAGACAUAGAACCAUGGUAUUCACAAAAAAUAUAUGCAAGAUACUGGAAGCAUUACAACCAAGCUAUGCAGUGGAUGCACAGGCACAAAAUUGCUUACAGUAAAGCAAUGGAGUCCUUUUAUCAUCAGUCCAUCUUCCCUUCUGAUCGUUCCCAUCGACGUUAUUCUGACUGGGAUGAAGGUAAUUCCUAUUCUGCCUACAGCAGAAGUGGCAGGCACUGGCAUCCACCAAGGCCUCAGCUUAUAUCUCACGGCAAAAACACAGGAGUGGACAGAGAUUCCAAGAUAGAAAAUGGGUCUGAAGAUGAAGAGGCAAUAGAGUAUGACCUGAGCAACAUGGAAAUCACAGAAGAACUCCGCCAGUAUUUCGAACAGACUGAGAGGCACAGGGAAGAGCUGCGAAAACAGCAGCAGCUUGAGGCAGAACACCAAGACACAUAUGUCAAGGCGGACCAUGACCUUCACCCAUCAGUUGGCCGAUCAGCACAGCCCCCAGCUGAAAAGCCUGGCGAGAGGAGGCUGGCUGAAAUGAAAAAGCUCUAUGGAGUAGGUGCCAGCAAAAUCCAGGCUAUGGAGACCACCAUGCAACUCAGCUUUGAUAGGAACUGUGAUAAAAAGCAACCCAAGUACUGGCCAAUUAUUCCUCUGAAACUCUGAGCUGUGUGUCUUGAUCCCUUUUUGAAGACUCAGGGCUGCAUAUCUUGACGCUCAACCAAGCAGAAGGAUUAAGCGAAUGAAUCCAGAGUCAGCAAAAAGAGCCUUUUUUAUUUUCCUUUCUCCUUUCCAAUUCUUCUUUGAAUCCGUCAGCCAGCUUCCAGAGUCCAUUCCAGCUCAACAGGAAGAGCUGAAUUGGUCAUUUGUACUGUAGGGAAUACAGAAAAUUCACUUCUUCUAAAAAACAUAUAUUUUAACUAAUUGUAAUGUUGGCUUGCCAUGGCCUUACACAAAAUGGAAUAGCUUUUGUUUUUUACUUAGUUGUGCUGGGGGGAGGGGGAGUUAAAGCAUAGAACAAUUGUUAUGAAUUGCUAGAAAUCAAGUUUGAGUUUUUCAUGUUUAUACUACUUUUGCCAUUUACUGAUACUCUGGACACAGCUUGAAAUAGUUGGCAAAGUUAUGAUGUAUUCAAUAACCAUAGUAUAGCUAUUUGAGUUAUUCCUCAUUCUUUUCAAUAGAACAGGAAGUUUCUCCUUGAGACUGAAAUGUGACCUGUAAGGUUUCAGUUCAAAACCACAUUUUUACCCAUACUGGUUUGUCCAUCUUUGCUCUGUAACUAGUUAAUAAACAUUUACAGAUUAAUACGGGUGGUUGACUUGGUGCCAAGCUGCAUUAAGCUGGUUAGAAAGUAAAGAAAUCUUAAUAAACGAGCAUUUCUUUUUUAAAAA